CUCUGCGCACGCGCCCCCCUUCCCAGCGGGUCCACCCCGGCGUUCUCUUGACAGCUACCCCACCAGCUCUUUCAGUUCUUGGCGGUGGGCUUCCCGACGCCGGCUUCUUUCCUUGGACCACUCCCUCUUCCUGAUCUCCCGGACUGUCCCCGGUUAUGGGGACGGGAGCACAGACUUUUGGGACCCUGCUCAGGCCGGGUCCCCGAACGAGUGACUCCUGAUAUGAAAGUCCGUUUGGUUCUGUCCCUGUUUUGGGCAUCUCCUGGGCAGGAGUAACAGAUAUAGGAUGUUGUUGUUGAGCUGGAGGUCAGCAAAGAUGAUCCGAAGCUGAAGGAACAGCAGAGAGCCCGGGAUGACGGAGGCAGGGGUUGGGAGUUUGUUUUUUGAGACAGGGUCUCCACUAUGUAGUCUCGACUGUCCUCGAACUCUCUAUGUAAAGCAGGCUGGCUAGCCUCGAGCUCACGGAGAUUCGUCUGUCCGUUUCCUGAGUGCUGGGUAAAGACGUGGGCCUCUAACCUCUGUUUGAGACCUGGGUUCAUGAGCCUGCCUCGGGCAGCAGCAGCAUCCAUGGAGCAAAAGGAAUGUCAGGACCCUGUGCAUCCAGACAGGGACCAGCCUCAGCACCAACAGCCAACACAAAGAUAGCAGAGCCAUCUCAGGAAACUCCUCCAAGUCACUGUUGCCGCUUCAUGGAGCUGGUCCUCUGGCUACGUUUUGGGUUAAACCAUGAUUCCGGUGACAGAGCUCCGCUACUUUGCGGACACACAGCCAGCAUACCGGAUCCUGAAGCCAUGGUGGGAUGUGUUCACUGACUACAUCUCCAUUGUCAUGCUGAUGAUUGCUGUCUUUGGGGGGACGCUGCAAGUCACCCAGGACAAGAUGAUCUGCCUACCUUGUAAGUGGGUCACCAAAGACUCUUGUAACGACUCCUUCCGGGGCUGGGCAGCUUCCAGCCCAGAGCCUACGUACCCCAACUCCACAGUCCUGCCGACUCCUGACACAGGCCCCACAGGUAUCAAGUAUGACCUAGAUCGCCACCAGUACAACUAUGUGGAUGCUGUGUGUUACGAGAACCGCCUGCAUUGGUUUGCCAAGUACUUCCCCUACCUCGUGCUCCUGCACACCCUCAUCUUCCUGGCCUGUAGCAACUUCUGGUUCAAGUUCCCACGCACCAGUUCGAAGCUGGAACAUUUUGUGUCUAUCCUGCUCAAGUGCUUCGAUUCACCAUGGACCACACGGGCCCUGUCAGAGACAGUAGUGGAGGAGAGUGAUCCCAAGCCAGCCUUCAGCAAGAUGAACGGCUCCAUGGACAAGAAGUCUUCUACAGUCAGUGAGGAUGUGGAGGCCACUGUGCCCAUGCUACAGCGGACCAAGUCACGGAUUGAGCAGGGCAUUGUUGACCGAUCCGAGACGGGCGUGCUGGAUAAGAAGGAAGGGGAGCAGGCGAAGGCACUGUUUGAGAAGGUGAAGAAGUUCCGGACCCAUGUGGAGGAGGGAGACAUUGUGUACCGCCUCUACAUGCGGCAGACCAUCAUCAAGGUGAUCAAGUUCGUGCUCAUCAUCUGCUACACCGUCUACUACGUGCACAACAUCAAAUUCGAUGUGGACUGCACCGUGGACAUCGAGAGCCUGACCGGCUACCGCACCUACCGCUGUGCCCACCCCCUGGCCACCCUCUUCAAGAUCUUGGCAUCCUUCUACAUCAGCUUGGUCAUCUUCUAUGGUCUCAUCUGCAUGUACACACUGUGGUGGAUGCUGCGGCGCUCCCUCAAGAAGUACUCAUUUGAGUCGAUCCGAGAGGAGAGCAGCUACAGUGACAUCCCAGAUGUCAAGAACGACUUUGCCUUCAUGCUGCACCUCAUCGACCAGUAUGACCCCCUCUACUCAAAGCGCUUUGCCGUCUUCUUGUCUGAGGUGAGUGAAAACAAACUGCGCCAGCUGAACCUCAAUAAUGAGUGGACACUGGACAAGCUGCGCCAGCGGCUCACCAAAAAUGCCCAGGACAAGCUGGAGCUGCACCUGUUCAUGCUCAGUGGCAUCCCUGACACUGUGUUUGACCUGGUUGAGUUAGAGGUCCUGAAGCUGGAACUGAUACCCGAUGUGACCAUCCCGCCCAGCAUUGCCCAGCUCACAGGCCUCAAGGAGCUGUGGCUGUACCACACAGCAGCCAAGAUCGAGGCUCCUGCCCUGGCCUUCCUGCGUGAGAACCUGCGGGCACUGCACAUCAAGUUCACAGACAUCAAGGAGAUCCCACUGUGGAUCUACAGCCUGAAGACGCUGGAGGAGCUGCACCUGACAGGCAACCUGAGCGCAGAGAACAACCGCUACAUCGUCAUCGAUGGGCUGCGGGAGCUCAAACGUCUCAAGGUGCUGCGGCUCAAAAGCAACCUGAGCAAGCUGCCGCAGGUGGUCACGGAUGUGGGCGUGCACCUGCAGAAGCUGUCCAUCAACAAUGAGGGCACCAAGCUCAUCGUCCUCAACAGCCUCAAGAAGAUGGUUAACCUGACGGAGCUGGAGCUGAUCCGCUGUGACCUGGAGCGUAUUCCUCACUCCAUCUUUAGCCUCCACAACCUGCAGGAGAUUGACCUGAAGGACAACAACCUUAAGACCAUCGAGGAGAUCAUCAGCUUCCAGCAUCUGCACCGCCUCACCUGCCUUAAGCUGUGGUACAACCACAUCGCCUACAUCCCCGUCCAGGUCGGCAACCUCACCAACCUCGAGCGGCUCUACCUGAACCGCAACAAGAUCGAGAAAAUCCCCACCCAGCUCUUCUACUGCCGCAAGCUGCGCUACCUGGACCUCAGCCACAACAACCUGACCUUCCUCCCCGCCGACAUUGGCCUCCUGCAGAACCUCCAGAACCUGGCUGUCACAGCCAACAGGAUCGAGGCGCUCCCCCCAGAGCUCUUCCAGUGUCGGAAGCUGCGGGCUCUUCACCUGGGCAACAAUGUACUGCAGUCGCUGCCCUCUAGAGUGGGUGAGCUGACCAACCUGACGCAGAUUGAGCUUCGGGGCAACCGGCUGGAAUGCCUGCCUGUGGAGCUGGGCGAGUGUCCCCUGCUCAAGCGCAGUGGCCUGGUGGUGGAGGAGGACCUAUUCAGCACACUGCCACCAGAGGUGAAGGAACGGCUCUGGAGAGCUGACAAGGAGCAGGCCUGAGCACAGCCUGGAGGAGCAGCAAAAAGCCUCAGCACACCCUCAGGCCAAGUGGGCAGCCCAGCUCUCCCAGGACUGCUGGACAGCCAGCUGGGUCCAGCCAGGCAGAGGCUGGGCCAGAGCAGAAAACAGGGACUGAGGGGCUGGUCCCUUUUCUCCCUCUAGGACAUGUACACCCAGGACAGGCACUUGCUGGAGACCAGAAUCUCUGAGACUAGUCUCAGAGUGCAGUAUUUGGACAAUCAGGGUCUUCACGCUGGAGGCCAUCUCUGCCUCAGAGGCUGAACCAGCAUCAGAGGCCCAGGAAGAGUAACUUAGAUCUAUCUGGGUAUUUAUUUUUUCCACUUCCCAUCUUUUCCCUCCAGAUAACUUACACAUUCCCAAGAAGGUCCAGCUCUGUGGGAAGUGUUUAACACCCUGGCAGUGUUCACCUCUUUCUUUUUGGGUGAUGCUGAGAGAAUCAAGUGCCCACCCAGACUUGGGCAGAGUUGGGUAGGGUGAGCCAGUCGAAGGAUGAUUGCCUUAUUGGCACUGGGCUAGGCUGUGGCAGCAAAGUGUGUGGGAGACCAGCCCUCCAGGUGGAAGGAUCAGGCCUGGGGCUUGCCCUAUCAGUUUUUGAAGCAAUUUUAGAUUUUUUUUUUUCAGUGAGGUUUUUUUUUGUUUGUUUGUUUGGUUGUUUUUUUGUUUUGUUUUGUUUUUUUGUUUUUUUGUUUGUUUGUUUUGCUUUGAAAAUGAUGGUUUGGGUAUUUAAAAAAUUAAAAAAAAAAAAAAAAAAAGACACUAAAGGCCAGUGAGUUGAAGUCUCAGGGUGGUGGUAUUUCCCCCUUGAGCAAAGCAGCAAGACAUUGAACAAAAUUUCCUGUCCCUGGUGCAUGGACCAGGAUGUCUUCCCAGUCUGUCCUGACCGUGGUCCAGAAGUGCUGUUUACUCUUCUCCUCUCCUGGGGCAGGCUUUUAUUUUUGUUUGCUUUUAAGAUUUUUUUUUUUUUUUCUGGUGUCCUGUUUUUUUUUUUGUUGUUGGUGGUGGUUUUUGUUUUUGUUUUUUUUUCUCCUCCAUGAGUCUUGGCAGGCACCCUUUUCAUGGCUGUCAGCCAAAAGGCAGGCUCUGGAGCUGCCAAGAACGGGGAGACUUGGGCUGGUUAAUUCCCAGAUGAACGGUGCUCCAUCCCCCUCCCCACCCCAACUAUGCCCCUCCAUGCACAGUGUUAAGGAGCCCAGAGCUGCUGCUCCCCACCCCACCCCCACCCCCACCCCCAACUCCGUCCCCACAUCAUGGGUUUGCUCAGUGCCACCACUCGCCUCGUCUGCUUACAUUAGCUCUGUCACCAUCUGGUCCUUCAUGAAGAGCUGACAUUUAGAGGCAGAUUGGGCAUGAGAGGUCAGCACUGUGAGGGCAAGCUCCCAGUUUUGGGGUUCCAGGACAGUUUGUCCUGGGCACCUGAUUUGCACACAGUACAGUUAGCAUCUAGUGGCAGUAAGCCACUCUGCUUUAGAUCAAUCACUAGGGUCCCACUUAGAAGGGUCCUCGCCUUAGAUCAAUCACACGGACACUAAGGCACGUUUUAGCGUCUCUUGUCUUAAUGAUUAUGUCUGUCUCUCCGUCCAUUUGUGUUUUCUGCGUCGUGUCAUUGGAUGUAACCCUUGGAAAUACUGCACACUAGCCUCUGACAACCAUGAAGCAAUCCGUUACACAUGGGUCUGACUUGUAGACUCAGUUCAGAUAUCAAAUAAAUCUAUAACACAA
Arvicanthis niloticus (Nile rat) is the source of this 4899-nucleotide messenger RNA. It is a transcript of the gene Lrrc8a, whose product is annotated as leucine rich repeat containing 8 VRAC subunit A. Gene Ontology annotation, molecular function: protein binding. The record is from RefSeq and is a predicted model, not a curated record. Lineage: Eukaryota; Metazoa; Chordata; Mammalia; Rodentia; Muridae. Gene Ontology annotation, cellular component: cytoplasm.